This is a messenger RNA of Vicia faba (fava bean), 453 nucleotides long. The record is from the annotation of a GenBank genome assembly. Lineage: Eukaryota; Viridiplantae; Streptophyta; Magnoliopsida; Fabales; Fabaceae.
AUGCUGUUAUUCGUAGAGUUCAUUUUGAAAAAUAGCAUUAUACCAAUAUAUUUAAAUGAUGAAAUGUUAUUGAAGUGUGAAACUUAUUGUUGCUUUCAUUUAUAUUUAUAUGGAGGGGUGGAAGUUCAUGUAAUUGGGGGCAAUUGCCUUCCAAAAUCAAUAAAGACUCCCCCUAAAAAUAAACCAAUUGAUGAAGAAACAAACACUGCAACUUAUCUAUAUACACCACCAAAAUAUAGGGGCAGCUCAGCUAAUAAAGAUCCCACCCCCGUGCACUCUGCGGUGUCAGGUGUACGAGUAAGCAGACAAGUUAUUUCCACAACUCUGACAUGUAACCACCAAGUCUACCAGCACUUGUCAGGUGUAAGCAGUGAACAGAGAAGUUAUUUCCACGACUCUGACCUCCAAGUCUGCCACCAGAUAUCAUACUUUGAAAUGAAUAGGAAAAUUUAG